This is a messenger RNA of Leucoraja erinaceus (little skate), 981 nucleotides long. RefSeq names its product probable G-protein coupled receptor 139. Gene Ontology annotation, cellular component: membrane. Gene Ontology annotation, biological process: G protein-coupled receptor signaling pathway. NCBI's taxonomy places the organism in Eukaryota, Metazoa, Chordata, Chondrichthyes, Rajiformes, Rajidae. The record is from RefSeq and is a predicted model, not a curated record. Bases 1 to 981 code for a protein of 326 amino acids. The transcript is spliced from 2 exons. Gene Ontology annotation, molecular function: G protein-coupled receptor activity.
AUGCAUAACACAGUCACAGGUCCCUUCUUUGCAAUAUACUACCCGGUGUUUGCCGCUGUUGCCGUUCCAGCUAAUUUAAUGGCGAUUGUGAUUCUGGCCCGAGGAAGGUGCGGUCUCUCCAGAUGUAUCAGCCUGUACCUCCUUUCCAUGGCAGUGACGGAUCUGCUGGUCGUGAUCACUGCGGUGAUAUUGAAUCGAAUCCGUGGAAUUUAUUUCCCGGUUAACUUUUUGACUCGUACUCGAGGCUGCAGUAUUACUGCUGUCGUUACGUAUGGAGCCAGAGACAGCUCUGUGUGGUUAACAGUCGCUUUCACCUUUGAUCGAUAUAUUGCCAUUUGCUGCCAAAAACUGAAGACUGAUUAUUGCCAGGCGAAAACGGCGACUAUUCUUAUAGGGAUCAUCUGUUCUCUUGGCGUUGCGAAAAACAUUCCCUGUUACUUCAUGUACGAACCAUUGUACAUAAUAAAUAACGUGGGAUGGUUUUGCCGUAUAAAAGACGUGUUCUAUAUUUCACCAGGUUGGGCAGCGUUUGACUGGCUAGAUCGCAUCGUAACCCCAUUUCUCCCCUUCGUGCUGAUGGUAUUGCUCAAUGCCCUGACCAUCAGAAACAUUCUGUCCGCCAACAGAGCCCGAAAAAGACUGCGGAACAAGAGUAAAGGAGAUAAACAGAGUGACUCAGAGGUAGAAAACCGAAAAAAGUCGAUUGUUUUGCUGAUGUCGAUAUCGGGCAGUUUUCUUCUUUUAUGGACGACCUAUGUUGUAAAUGUGUUUUACGUGCGAUUUACGAAAGGCUUAUAUUUUGAAGGAUCCAAUUACAAUGACCCAAGAUUCAUUCUACAGGAGAGCGGAUACAUGUGUCUCCUCUGCAGCUGCUGCACCAACACGUGCAUUUAUGUAGGGACCCAGAGGAAAUUCAGAGAGGAACUAAAGGGAGCGGUAAAAUAUCCAUAUGGCAAAAUCCGGAAAUUGGUAAAGAUCUGA